GCGGAGGGACGCUGGGAGUGGCGGUUGUUUCAAGAUGGCGGAUGUGGCCGCGGGGCCAGGGCCGGAAGGAGCCGCUUACUGGAGCAGGGACCGUAUCCUUCCUGGGGGGCGGCUGGCUGGCUGGUUUCGGGGUGAAGGAGAGGCGACGCCAAGAAAGGGCGGGUGGCGGGGAAAGAAGAAACAUACGCGUCAGUGAGAAGUGUCUGUGUAGCCUCUGAGCAUAUCAAGAGUGCCCUUUCUGUUCACUCGCAGGAGCAAGUGCCGGAGAGUUCCGCAGGCCCGCUCUCCAUAAGCGUGCGCAGCGUUGCAGCCCAGGCCUGGGCGUGCUUGCUUGGAAGCAAGUCCCGCUGAGCUGAAGGGGGGAUUUACUCCCAAGGAAGAAACGGGGGUCGGAUUGCAGCCUGAAUUGGGAUAUCCCAUUUGAUUCUUGUAGCAAGCCAGAACUGUAAAGGAGAGGGUGAGGCGACUCCGCUUUGUGGCUGAGCAGAGUCUUGAACUCGUUCUCAGGUCUUGGUCCAACACUCUAUCUACUACAUCACACUGGCUCAGAAUUCUUUGGUCAGAAGGGGAAGGCUGAACAGGAUAUCAAUGCAGGAGUUUCCACAGAGAGGAAUUUUCGAGCAAGACACCUGCUGAAAGGUCACAAAGCAGACGUGAAGGCGAAGGCUCCUGUAUCUGCUGCUCCUGUCCCCAUGGAUGCCUUUAAGAGCCCAGGAGAGGCUGCUGGGCAGCAGGUCCCUGACAAAGGAGGAAUGAAGAGUGCUUCUCUAAAGGAUUUAUGUCCCGAAGACAAGAGGCGCAUUGCAAACUUAAUUAAGGAGCUUGCAAGGGUGAGCGAAGAGAAAGAGGUGACGGAGGAGCGACUGAAAACUGAGCAGGAGUCGUUUGAGAAGAAGAUCAGACAACUCGAGGAACAGAAUGAACUCAUCAUCAAAGAAAGGGAAGCCCUGCAGCAGCAGUACAGAGAGUGCCAGGAACUCUUAAGCCUUUAUCAGAAGUAUCUCUCGGAGCAGCAAGAAAAGCUCACACACUCCCUUUCGGAGCUUGAGGCUGCCAAGCUGAAGGAGCAACAGAUGUCAAAUCAGAGAACUCUCUGUCAACCUCUGGCUCCAUUGGAAUUGGAUGGAUCCUAUCUCAGUAUAGCAAGACCACAGACUUCAUUCAAGAACAACAGGGUGUUGUGUGGAAGUCCUCCUCUCACAUCUGCAGCACAGCCCUGUAGGAGCAGUCACAUUCGUGGUUCUGCAAUCCAUGGUAGCUGGCAAGAUCAGAAUGAGUUCCUCCUGGGAAAUGGGUUGCACAGUAAAUGCAACAAUGUGGUAUCCCCAGCAAAGUCGAAGGCAUCCCUCCAAAUCAAGAGAACUCCUGUUGUGGAUCAGAGGAGGGAUGUGUGUCCUCUUCAAACUUGCUUUUUCCACAAGAAGUCGGGUAGCUCAGAUCAUGACUCUUUCCCAGUUGGCAAUCACAAUCCAAAGAGACCUUCAGGAGCACAUUGUGACUCUUCCACAGAUUACUCUUGCCCACUACAUCCUUCUGGGCUGAACGGCAGCCUAGACCUGGGACUGAAUGAAUCGGAGUUCAGUAAAAGGCUAUCAGAAGAAAGAAGAAAGCAACUUUUGCUGCAGAAAAUGGAGCUAGAAAUUGAAAAGGAGCGCCUUCAGAACCUAUUAGCCAAACACGAGGCAAAAUUGCUGCUCCAGCAACAGCAGCUCCACCAAUCCAGGCUUGAUUACUAUAGGUGUAAAGGCCACGUUCCUAAUUCUGAAGAACUGCUCCUUGACGAAGUGCUGAUGAGACCAGGCGGCCAGGCCCCUGUGAUGAAUGGCGCUGCUGGGGUCCUCAGUUCUCCGAAGCUCAACUGUGGAGGCUGCCUCUCCAAAACACCAGCGUCUGAGAAAAGUUGCAGAGCCCCGGGGAGCAGUGGAGGGAACAGCUCAGGGAAGAAAAGUGUUGGUUUCAGUGCGCAUGCGGAAGAUGACAAAGCCCUUUGGGGGCACACAAAGAAGGAAACCGUCAGGCCAAGGAGAGGGAUGGCUCCCGGCUCCCGGAAGGAUGCAGCUACAUCCCCUAGGCUGACAGGCAGCAGGAAAGAGCUUGUAACCACCGCCACGUCCCCAAUCCAGCAUGACACCUCACGAUAUGAGGCCUCUCUCUUUGACCUGGUGGAAGCAAUCUGCCCAGGGCUCCAGCAGCCACAGCACUACACUGAAAGUCGCAGCCACAGCAAGGGGCUUGCGCCCCAAAGUGCAACCCGCAGACAACCUGGCUGGAGUCGGAGCCCUCCUGCUGCCAGAAACGGGGCCGCUGAACUCGAAGAGAGUCGGAUUCUGGAGGAGAUCUUUUUCAUUUGAUGGCCCAGCUCUUGCAGCCUUCCUGGCAGAUCCAAGGACCUUCCUUCCCGUUCUGACAUGGGCCAUGUUUACAUGUCAGCGUAUUGGUUUUAAAUUAUUUGAUUGACGAGUGAUUGUCUCCUAACUGCCCCUUAGAAAACUAACACAAUAGGCCCCUGCCCAACUUCCAGAUCAUGUCCGAAAAGCAUCCUUUGGAAUAGGCCGACCAGUGUGUGAGUGGAUCAUUCCCUGGGCUCCUUUCAUGUGCUGUUACAAGGUGUAAUUUUUAAAGGAAAACGAAUUCAUGCCAUUGUGGAGAGGAUUAGUAUUUCAUUAUGGAUUUUUAUUUUUAUUUUUUAGCUGUGAAAACCAGUUUGCCAGACCUGCACCCUCCCCCGCUCCCCAGCGACAUCAUUUUCCAUUUUAAAAGCCUCCUGCUAAACUGAGGGUGCUACAUAUGCAAUUUCUGAAAUCCUCCAUCACAUUCCACAUUGCACCAUUAGACUGUUUUUAAGAAAGAUAACAUGCAGCUCUUCUCAACACUAACAAAUGUUUCACAGUUCAUGAAUUCCUUACAAAAUGUGUCUUAGAAAAAUAAUAAUAAUAAUAAUAAUGAAGGGUGUCUUGCAGUAGUGGCCAGUACCGAUGAGCUGGAAGGGCAGCAAGCCUGCCCCCCGCGGUAUCCUCUGGUCUCUCAGGCGGGCUGCUUGCCCAGGCGGCUGGGGUGGGGUAAGCAGGGUGUCCCAGAGAUGAAACCAUGGCAGGGAGGGGAGGGAGAAGGGCAUACAGCUGGUGCUUGCUUGCUGCCCUUCCAGCAAUCCCCUCCCACUCCUGGUGUAUUGGGCAUGGGGAGCACGCCCUAGCUGCUUUCCAGUCUUAACCACUUUAGACAUCCUAGCAAGCAAAACUGCUUAACUUCCCCCGCCCCCACCUUCUGUAUACAAAUACUGGAGUUGCAGGACAAGACCAGUUCCUAAAGUGUGUUCUGCGCUGUGGACUCUUUUUGAUGCCCUGCCUGCUUCUCAAUGUUGUAAAUAAAGACAAAUCAGUCAUUAUUUCCAGCCACCGCUUUUUGCAUCUGCCUCCCUCUGGCUUUAAUUAUUCAUGCCGUAUCUAUUUCAGUUUGUUCAAAAAGGUGCACACACCCCCGCCUGCAGCUUUGCAUGCGCUCAAUUGUGUGUUUUUUUUAAAAAAGACACCACGCACAUGUGGAAUUGGUAAAAAUGACUGCAGAGUGCAGGACCAACUGUCACUUCCUGCAGAAUGCAGUGCUCAUAUUUUAUCAGACUAUCACUAGCCACUGGCAUCAGUUCCUAGAAACACAGCUCUGAAAUAACUCCUCUUGUGCAGGAGAAAGGCAGCGCCAUCAGAGAGUUCCUACUACUUCUGGAUGGGUUGUUCAGAGAAGGCGACUCUGAGGUGACCCAUUGGUUUUGAUUUGAUGUUGCUGCUCUCCACACAUGCAUCAACCCACCAGUGGCCAAUGAUGGGCUGGGAAGGAGUCCCUUGAGAUGUUCUGUUGACUAAGGCAAGGGGCGCAUCAUCCAUUGGCUCAGGGGGGGCUGGGGGCAAGAGGACGACAACUUGGCAUCCCUUUAAGCAUCCCAAAGUGGUGUCCUCAGGGCUUCCCUGGGCAGUCACACUACUUCCAAGGGCUCAGUUGUGUGCUUGUGUGUUUUUAAUCAGGUUAUGUUCUAGCUUGCCAAGGCUAACUUGUACAAUAGGCCCUCCUUUAUAUGAUGACAUUACAGGGCAAAAUAGGAAAUGCUGAACUCUUGACCGUUUUACAGAUUUGGGUCCUCUUCAGGUAUCACUCAUUGAUUGACUGAUUUCUGAGUCUUGGCUCAAUUCACAUCCCUCUCUGCACGGAGAGGGCUUCUUCUGUUUUCCUUUCUCCUGCUUGUUGCUGAUGUUGUGCUUCAUUUGAUGAGCCAGCGUUGUCUUUGGGCUGCAUGCCUUUGUCCCCCAACUCCAAUGGCUAUUUUUUCACAUUUCUGCCACUUGGGCAUAGGAAUUCAGCUUAACAUAGGAGCUAGGCAGAGGCGAGGAAGCCAGUAUAACCAACAGGGUUCCUUUUUAUAAUCCCAUUUCUAGACCAUCCCUCUUGGGGAAUGAGUCCCAGCAACUUGCCUUUCCUGUCUGGUCUUCUCCAGGCCACCUGUCAUUCUGCCUGCCUUUUUAAAAAGACAUCCGUUCAAACCGCAAAAGGUGCCUUCGGAUUUACAUUCCAGAGUGAUUUUUUUGUCUCCGGUUCUUAGUCGGUGCCAAUAUUUAACCUCUCUUAAUAUUGAAUCUAGGAUUUUCGAUAAAGCUCUUGAUAAACAGGUUGGAUUAGUGCUGUUGAUUUUUGUGUCAAAUUGUACUUUGGUCAUCGAUGUCUCUUGAAAGGGGCAUAGUCCAGGGUUCGACUUUAAACUCUAUCUAUAAUGGCUAAAAUUCACUCAUAGGAAAUAUCUGUCUGCGAGGCACUUUAAAAAAUUGUAAUCAGGAUUGGGGCCAAGAGGUCUUGUGUGUAGGUGCUCCAAAUGCCCCAGAGUGGGUUCUGCAAAGAGUCAGGGAGGUGGUUUUUGAUCUAUGUGUGGUGGUUAAUGGGGGUUGAACGGAAAACAGUGAGUGUGCACAUAUUAACAGUGUUAACAAGGAAUUGUAUACACACCAGGGUUCUCAAACUGUAGCCCUCCAGCUAUUGUUGGACUACAGCUCCCAUCAUCCGCAGCCACAAUGCCCAGUAGCCAGGGAUGAUGGGAGUUGUAGGCCAGCAUCUGCAGGAAGACCACAAUUUCAGACCCUUGGUCUGCACUGCUCAGUCCAUCCUUCAAAUGAUGUUAGAGAUGUAUUUUGCACAGCUAGUGCCCUUGCAUAAGAUCUAACUGGGAAAUACGGACAGUGACUGCGCAAUUUCCACGUGAGCCAUAAAGACAUGGAAUUUGCACCAUGGUAUUUGGAGAGUCUUCGUGUUCACUGGACAACUGGCAAAGUCCCCUUUUCCAGCUGCUUGCAUGUGCACAUUCUCCACAAUGUAGCACAGGGUGGCGUUCUCUAUUUAACUCCCAUUAACCCCCCUCAUAUUCCGUAUCCUCCAGAAACUAAGUUUUGAAUUCUUCCUGUGCAGACCUCGUUGCAGGAUUGUGCAAGCACUGUUUAGUAGCCAUUGCAAGCAAAAGGUAUUUUGCCACAAGGCAUUAUGAAGUUGAAGUUAUUAAAAACAUUUAUGGCCUUGGAGGGGGGAAAAAAUCAAUGGCUGUCAAAUAGAAAAGGACAGAAAUCAGGGGUUGUAGUUAGAGACAGGAAUUAUUUUUCCGUCUACUGAAACAACAGAAGAGAAUCAAAAAUUAAACUAACCAAAGAAGUCUCCUGGUGCUGUCCAUUUGAAUUUAAACUCCAAUAGCUGAAAGCAUGAAGUGGGGGCAGAGGGAGAGGGAGGCGCCCUGAAAGAGGAAGGACUCUCGGGGUGUGUCUCGGGGUGGGGGUGGGGUUGUGGCUCUGCCCCAGUGGUCUCUUGGUGCCUCCACUUUUAUGUUUCUGUGGUCCCCUGUCCCCACAUGCACUUUGUAAGCAAUGGGUCUGUAAAACAAUUGCACAAACACACCCCAUACAACGUCAUGGUCCUGCUUGAUCAGUACUACCUUAAACUUGAUUGGCUCUUUAAAUAUAAACAUGUGUGAUGUUUUAAUUUAAUAAAUUAUCAAGGUGGAUUUUUCCCUUA
Messenger RNA from Hemicordylus capensis (graceful crag lizard), 6036 nucleotides. RefSeq names its product KIAA1328 ortholog. Lineage: Eukaryota; Metazoa; Chordata; Lepidosauria; Squamata; Cordylidae. Bases 693 to 2351 code for a protein of 552 amino acids. The transcript is spliced from 11 exons. The record is from RefSeq and is a predicted model, not a curated record.